Owenia fusiformis is the source of this 1042-nucleotide messenger RNA. The record is from the annotation of a GenBank genome assembly. NCBI's taxonomy places the organism in Eukaryota, Metazoa, Annelida, Polychaeta, Sabellida, Oweniidae.
CUAUUUCAUGAUGGAAGAAAGUCGAAAACGCCUGAGAAGCUUUGAGGAAGACUGUGAUGACUUUAUGCCAAUAUCUAAACGUAUUCAUCGCUUGAAUAUCAGACAAGAGGAAUGUCCUGAUAGCGAACAUAACCCAAAUGGUGCACAGCAACAAGACAAACUUGGAAACAAUCCAUUACCAUGGCAACCAGGAGGAGACUUGAACCACAAUUAUAGCAACAUUCCUUCAGCAGAACCAUCAAACAAUAAUAAUGAACAACAGUUAUGUCUUGAAUCUCCUCAUAUGAACAUGAAUGGUGCUUAUAAUAUGCAACAGUGUAUUCCUGGUGGUAUACAAAACUCUCAGAUAGGACACUCUAGUCAUAAUAGAUUAUUAGUUCAAAUUCCCCAAGGGUCAGGGCAUACCCACCCAGGCACCUCGCAUGCUGACCCUGGGAGAGCUCAUAUAGAUCCUGGAGGUGUCGAGAAUUCUGAAGAAAUGGAGGUUUAUAAUCCAGAUUUAACAGAACACGAUAAUCCACAUUAUUAUCACCUAAAUCGAAUAUUAUUUGCAGCUCACAAAGCGAAAGUGCAGAGGAAUCAAAGUCAUUAAAGAUAGAAUACUGAUCACUUUUUAUGAACACACUAUUUUUGUAAAAAUGGUCAAACUCUCAAAUAGGUAGUCAGAAUCGGAUCUCCCAAAAACAGUUAUGAUUGAUGUCAUAUACAGAUGAAUUUGGCAUAGUUGGAAAGAUAAUGAUGCCUAGUUUUGAGAUUUACUUGCAUACUGUAUUUGUCUUUAAUUUGGCACGAUUUAAUUUUAGCGAUUUUUGGAAUAUUGGACAUAUUUCAAGGGGACAAAUUAUCAACUCAUUGUCAGUGUUGUUGAUUGAUCUUCGAAUAUUUCUAAAUUUAAACUACCCCCAGCAAUCUUGGUAUAUUACUUAUAACUGGAAGUGCACUGAAUGAAAAACAUGUCAAAUUCCAUUGAUUUUGAUGAGUAUUUAAUUGGUGAUUUUUUUAAUUUGCCAAAUUAAAACACCAAAUUAAAGACAAAUACAGU